GCCCAGGACAGGCGGUGAAGCUGGCUUUGGACUGAGGUGCAGUGUAGAGUUGUCCCGGAAGGCCUGCUGAAGGUUGCUGUCCUGUGAGUUGGGCUUGGUGGGGAAUCUUAUAGGCAGAGGGGUGAGGGAUUAGGUCUGUCUGGCAAUGCUUUGACACAACAGGUACCCAGUAAGUAAAAAAACCCGAGCCAGGAGAGUCAAGGGCAGGGCUCUGGCGGGCAAAAAAAGAUAAGUUGAGAGGUGGCAGGAAACACCAAUUCUGGGAGCUAACAUAAAAGUUCUCUUGAAGCGGAAGAGAAACCCCGGUUUUAGCCCUAAGUCGCAAGUAUGCGCAGUAAUGUACUGCCCGUUUAAAGGUCCGCCUUUCUUAGCCUAGGUUCCACCCCGUGGGCCUUGCUGAGAAAGGAUGGAGGGAGGGUUAAAGGCGGGACAAAAGUUGAUUGAACGUUCUUUUGACCAAUCACCUUGCGGGAUAUUUGGCCUAUAAUGAAAGGAGCUCAGAACAAAAAGGAGGGCCCACCUCCCUGGCCAUGAAAACCAGGCAGGGGUGUGGUAGGCAGCGAAACCACGCCUCCUCGGCUCAGCCACGCCCUUCAUUCUUGCACUGCCUCACCCCAGGGAGCAGAUCCGAUUGGCUGGGCGACCUCAAAAGGCGGGGCCGCGCACCGUCACAGUGGGAAUAAGCUAGCGGUGUGGGAGUGGGGGCAAGUGGGAGGGAGAGCUGCUGGGCGGGUAAAGGCCAAUGCUGCUCCGGGCAGCCUCUCCCAGAAAAAGUCAUCUUCUCUCGAACCUUUAAAACCCCUGCUUCCCAGAGCACCUCAAGGGACGAAGGCUGCCUCCUCUGUCUUUUUCCUCCUUGCCACAGUCCCAUUUGCUAUCAUGGGGCUGUACCAAGUGAGACGGAGCAGGGGGAGCAGGUGGUGACUGGUCCGCCGGUUCCCAGCUGCUGCCCGCUCACGAGCACAUUUCUAGCACGAUCGUAGCCGAGUACCAAGCAGCCUCUCCAGCCGUCCCUGGCGCCGUCCCAGGGCUGGCGGCACAUUUCCUGCGGGGUGCGCAAUGGCCGCGCCCCCUCCCGCGGCGGACGGCUCCUUUGGUACGCGCAGUCCGAGGUCGCCAUGGAUCGGAUGAAGAAGAUCAAACGGCAGCUGUCAAUGACACUCCGAGGGGGCCGAAGUGUAGACAAGACCAACAGUGCCCCUGAACAGAUAGGCCUGGAUGAGAGUGGCGGUGGUGGCGGCAGUGACCUUGGAGAGGCCCCCACCCGCGCUGCCCCAGGGGAGCCCUGCUCUGGGCGGGGACUACUCAGCUCUGCACCAGAGAUUGUACACGAGGACUUGAAGAUGGGGUCUGACUUGAAGAUGGGAUCUGAUGGGGAAAGUGACCAGGCUUCAGCCACGUCCUCGGAUGAGGUGCAGUCACCAGUGAGGGUGCGCAUGCGCAACCAUCCUCCUCGCAAGAUCUCCACUGAGGACAUCAACAAGCGCCUCUCACUACCAGCUGACAUCCGGCUGCCCGAGGGCUACCUUGAGAAGCUGACCCUCAAUAGCCCCAUCUUUGACAAGCCCCUCAGCCGCCGCCUCCGCCGUGUCAGCUUGUCUGAGAUUGGCUUUGGGAAACUGGAGACCUACAUCAAGCUGGACAAGCUGGGGGAGGGUACCUAUGCCACCGUUUACAAAGGCAAAAGCAAGCUCACAGACAACCUUGUGGCACUCAAGGAGAUCAGACUGGAACAUGAAGAGGGAGCACCCUGCACCGCCAUCCGAGAAGUGUCCCUGCUUAAGGACCUCAAACAUGCCAACAUCGUCACUCUACAUGACAUUAUCCACACGGAGAAGUCCCUCACCCUUGUCUUUGAGUACCUGGAUAAGGACCUGAAGCAGUACCUGGAUGACUGUGGGAACAUCAUCAACAUGCACAACGUGAAACUGUUCCUGUUCCAGCUGCUCCGUGGCCUGGCCUACUGCCACCGGCAGAAGGUGCUACACCGAGACCUCAAGCCCCAGAACUUACUCAUCAACGAGAGAGGAGAGCUCAAACUGGCUGAUUUUGGUCUGGCCCGGGCCAAGUCAAUUCCAACGAAGACCUACUCCAAUGAGGUGGUGACCCUGUGGUACCGGCCCCCCGACAUCCUGCUCGGGUCCACAGACUACUCCACCCAGAUUGACAUGUGGGGCGUGGGCUGCAUAUUCUACGAGAUGGCCACAGGCCGGCCCCUCUUCCCAGGCUCCACAGUGGAGGAGCAGCUGCACUUCAUCUUCCGCAUCUUGGGAACCCCAACUGAGGAGACAUGGCCGGGCAUCCUGUCCAAUGAAGAGUUCAAGACACACAACUACCCCAAGUACCGUGCCGAGGCCCUUUUGAGCCAUGCACCACGACUUGAUAGCGAUGGGGCUGAUCUCCUCACCAAGCUGCUGCAGUUUGAAGGUCGCAAUCGGAUCUCUGCAGAGGACGCCAUGAAACACCCAUUCUUCCUCAGUCUGGGGGAGCGGAUCCACAAACUUCCUGACACUACUUCCAUAUUUGCACUAAAGGAGAUCCAGCUACAAAAGGAGGCCAACCUUCGCUCUUCGUCGAUGCCUGACUCAGGCAGGCCAGCUUUCCGUGUGGUGGACACCGAGUUCUAAGCCACAGACCCAGGCCCCAGCAGGCAGCAGCUGGAGGGAUGCCACACCCCUCACAGGGCAGCCCCCAACUGCAUCCUCCCUUGCUUGCUGCCUGCCCACCUGCCUGAUCCAUGCUCGCCUGCCCACGUGUUCCCUGCUGCCUGUCCAAACAUCCAUUGGCCUGUCUGCUGGGUGCUAACAAAGCUCUCAUCGCUCCUUCACCUGGUCUGUCUGUCUCUCUCUCUGUCUUAGUAGUAGCCGGCGGACAGCAUGGCCGUGCCAGCCUCCCACACUGAGGCCAGGCCUAUCGCCCUCCCUAUUAUACCCUCCCCCAGGACCACUACCCCAUGGCCAGCUAGGGGUCCGGCCAGCCCAGGCUCUGGAUCUCAACUCAGACAAGAUGUGGCAAUGCCUUGGGUUUGAGGUUCCACCUGCCUGCUUUCCUGCCUGCCCCACCUGCCUCAUGUUGUGUGGGCCUUUUUUUGUUUCAUUCAUUGUUGUUUUUUUAAUUAUUUUAAAUGAGGUUUUCAUUUUUUAAAUGCAAUAUCUCUGUGUACAGACUGGCUGGGCCCCACCCCCCGUGGCCCUCCCAAAGUAUUUUGUGCAAUGAAGCCCUGAUCCCAGCCUUUCCAAGGCAGGGACACAGCCCCUAUUCAGAACCCUGACCAUCCCCAGAUCCUGGGGUUGGCUAAGGGCAAGCAUGCCUCGACCACUCGCCUUCCUACACACACCCCCUCCCCACCACCUGCCAUCCCAGGCUGCAGGGGUACCUGAGGACUACCGGAGACUCUGGGAGAUGGACAAGUGGGGGCCCCCACUCUUUCCCUCCUGCAGUUCCAUAGCUGGGGCCUCCUUCCGUCUCAGGGUCUCCCCAGCCUAGCCCUCUUGCCCCCAUCCCACUCGGUGCUGUUGAGUAGGGGCCCUGCCAGGAACUGACCAACUCAGCGAGGAGCCAUAGUGUGUAUGUGUACACAGGCAGGGGCAGGCAUGUGGGGGGAGUUGUGCCCAGGUGUUAACCCCUAACCCCUGGGGAGGGUGAGGCAGGGCAGGGACAGUCUCUGGGGUCAGUCUCAGAUGGGUGGUUACCUCCCCUUCCUCCACUCUAAACCCUGGGGCCUUCAAAUGGGGUGGGAGGGCAUGGGUGGGGGCCCUCCUAGUGGGGUUUGGGAGGUUGGGUUCCUGAAUGCACCAUAAUCGCUGUAUGAAACAUUAAAAAGUCUGAAGUGAAAAA
This is a messenger RNA of Myotis lucifugus (little brown bat), 3837 nucleotides long. It is a transcript of the gene CDK16, whose product is annotated as cyclin dependent kinase 16. Gene Ontology annotation, cellular component: cytoplasm; nucleus; synaptic vesicle. The coding region runs from base 1119 to 2627 and encodes 502 amino acids. Gene Ontology annotation, molecular function: ATP binding; protein kinase activity. Gene Ontology annotation, biological process: protein phosphorylation; neuron projection development; exocytosis. The transcript has 16 exons. Lineage: Eukaryota; Metazoa; Chordata; Mammalia; Chiroptera; Vespertilionidae. The record is from RefSeq and is a predicted model, not a curated record.